This is a messenger RNA of Drosophila innubila, 1300 nucleotides long. RefSeq names its product replication factor C subunit 4. Gene Ontology annotation, cellular component: DNA replication factor C complex; nucleus. Gene Ontology annotation, molecular function: ATP binding; ATP hydrolysis activity; DNA binding. The record is from RefSeq and is a predicted model, not a curated record. The coding region runs from base 45 to 1115 and encodes 356 amino acids. Lineage: Eukaryota; Metazoa; Arthropoda; Insecta; Diptera; Drosophilidae. The transcript is spliced from 3 exons. Gene Ontology annotation, biological process: DNA-templated DNA replication; DNA repair.
AUUUUUGUUGCAACUUUUAAAUAGAAUUUAGAUAUUAAAUAAAAAUGCAGGCAUUUUUAAAAACUGGCAAAUCCAGUGCUAACAGCAACACGACAGAUAAGCCAGCCGGCAAUGAACCCGCUGAACGUCGCAAGCCACCUGCACCUUGGGUCGAAAAAUAUCGGCCGCGAAGCGUAGACGAUGUUGUGGAACAGUCGGAGGUGGUGGCCGUGUUGCGCAAAUGCGUCGAAGGUGCCGAUUUGCCCAAUAUGCUGCUCUACGGUCCACCUGGAACCGGAAAGACGAGUACCAUUUUGGCGGCGGCACGUCAAAUAUUUGGCGAUAUGUAUCGCAGUCGUAUUCUGGAGCUGAAUGCUUCUGAUGAGCGAGGUAUCAAUGUGGUACGCACCAAGAUCAAGAACUUUGCACAGCUCACGGCGAGCAAUACACGUCCCGAUGGUCGUCCAUGUCCGCCAUUCAAGAUUAUUGUGCUCGAUGAGGCAGACUCAAUGACCCAUGCGGCGCAAGCGGCCUUGCGUCGCACCAUGGAAAAGGAAUGUCGCAGCACCAGAUUCUGUCUUAUCUGCAAUUAUGUGUCUCGUAUUAUUGUGCCCAUUACUUCACGUUGUUCCAAGUUUCGCUUUAAGGCGCUUGGGGAAACACAGAUCAUUGCACGUCUGCAGCACAUUUGUGAACUGGAGGGAGUACAAAUUGAUCCUGAUGCAUACAAGUCCAUUGUUAAGAUAUCGGGCGGUGAUAUGAGACGUGCCAUAACUACAUUGCAGUCAUGUUAUCGCCUCAAAGGCGCCGAGCAUACCAUCAACACAGACGAUCUGCUCGAGAUGUCCGGCAUCAUACCAGAACAUUAUCUGGAGGACUAUCUGGAAGUCUGUCGCUCUGGUAAAUAUGAGCGUCUGGAGCAGUUUGUGCGUGAGAUUGGUUACUCAGCCUACAGCGUUGGUCAGAUGAUGGAGCAGUUUGUGGAGUUCAUUGUCCGUUCCGGAUCGCUGACCGAUAAACAAAAGGCCAUCAUAUGCGACAAGUUGGGAGAGUGCUGCUUUCGAUUGCAGGACGGCGGCUCUGAGUAUUUACAAAUUAUGGAUCUAGGCUGUGCUAUUAUACUGGCGCUUAAGUGAAUCAGCAACAUACACACACACACAUACACAUUCUCAACCAUUUUAUAUUAACUUAAAAUCUUUGUUUACGAUAUCAUAGUUAUUGUUGAAUAAGAGCUUCAAUAAUUGAACCAAUUUAAUACGAAUGGUACCUCAUACGAGUUCCGAAAUUUUUUAAGGAAUUACAAAGAAAAUAUAAAUAAAAU